AAAUAUAUAAUAACAAAUUCGUUACACCAUCUAGAAUUAUUGCUCUAUGACGAAAGUUAUUAAUUUUAUUGAUGUCGUAAAACUCAAAGAAAAUUUGUUAAGAGACCUGUCUAAUGUACAUCGUACAAUGCCACAAAGUUUUCAGUUUAGAUAAACCAUAGAACCGGCUAAACACUUAAGUCAUUAAUUAAGAAAACGUGUGUUUUAUUUAACAGGGUUAAAUACAAAGCCUAGAGGAAGUAUCACAGUGGAACUGCUACCGAAUUAACUUGAAAAUGGGAAAGCUACAUUGUAGUGGAAGACCUGUUGGAUAAACUGAAAACAAAGGAUACGUGGUAGGAAAAUAACAUCACACUAAAGUGCAGACCAGGAAGAUAAGCCCUUUUCGUAUCAGUGAACAGCUUAAUUUACAGCAGCGGCGCCAUCAUGUGGCAGCAGGACGUAGAAAUUAAUUGGCAAAAGCGAUGUCAUGACCUUGAGCGUUCGCUACAACGUUUUCGGGAACAGGCAACAAGGAUACGAGGACUGCUCAAGGAAAAGCUGGAAGAACUGGAACAUCGAGUAGAAGAUGCCGAGAAAAGAGCCAAAUUUUCCGAGGAAAAGGCGAAGCUUAUGGAAGAUCAACAUGCUACUUCAGAUGAAACCGAACAGCCACUGGAUCUUUCUAAGAUUCACUUGGAAUAUGAGGAAAAGAACGAAGUUAUAUCCAAGCUGGAGAAGCAGGUGGAAGAACAGAAAAAGUUUCGAGCAGAGGAUGCCAAACAAGUGGAAGCCAAGGCAGCAAAGAUCAAAGAAUGGGUCGCCAAUAAACUUAAAGAUCUGGAGCAACAGAACCAGCAUCUUAAGGAACAAAACGAAAAAUGUAAGGAACAACUGGAACUUCUUAAAACUCGCCUAGUCCAGUUAUCUCAUGUUAACCACCAAUCCACUAUGAGACAAAAGGAUCGAGGAAGCACAGAGAACUCCUACACAAGGAGCUAUGAAGGUGACAGAUUACCAGUCGAGACGAUAGAACCACCUUCUCCUAUGGGUAUAGAACUGCCCUCUGAUGUUUUUAGUUUAACUGAAGCAGACAUCAACUAUGCUACUAAUGCUGCGAUGAAUGUUUCUAUGAAGAAAUAUCAAGCCUGUUCCGCUCCUCCCAAGGUUGUUAUUGAAAGGAAAAAGUACGAGUUGGUUGGUAAGGGGGGCGUGUGUGUGGACGAUUUUCGCUCGGAGAUAAAUAAAUCUCCAAACUUUGAUUUCGAAUCAGAGCCCAUGAAGUUAGACACAGUCACGCCUCUACCCCCUCGUUCUCGAGCUAGGAACAUUGCUGUAGAAGACUUUGUUAAUUCGGCAAAUUAUACUUACGAAAAUAUAAGUGUAGAACAGAGAAAGGUACCAGGACCUCUUCCUAGACAGAGAGUGAUUACUAAACAUGCACAAGAAGGAAGAGGAUCAUCACAUUCCUCCUCCUCUCGUUCACAGUCCCCAGCCAGUCCUCAAGACCGCUAUCGACAUACGGCCACAGGAUCUACAGAUCCUGGAGCCAAUAGUAAGCUUCUAACUGGCAAGUCACCUAUUACAACUUAUGGCAGCCUGGAUCGUAAGUUAGGUAGCCGCAGAAAAUUCACUUUAACAGAAUUUCGGGGUAAUAAUGAACUGAGACGAACAGCUCGGACAGACGACGAACUACAUGAUUAUGCAGAGAUUUAUACACCUAGUAAUGACAUACAUUAUCCACCUCCUUUGGUGCAAUACGGGGAAGAGGAAGAAGAUGUAAGACCACCUACACCGCCUAUUCAUCGAUGUCCUUCGUGGGAGUCCAGGAUUUACGAAAUAGCGGUCAAUGGAAUUAACGUAUCAUCAGAUUCAGUUCUUGUUAGAGCGAAAUUAGAAUCUCCGAUCAACAACGGAAUGAACGCAGGUGAACCUUCACCAAGUAGCAGCUUUACAGAUCUCAAUAUUCCUGUUUAUGCAACAGUGAAGGGGCGAGCGUCACAAAUACGUCCAGUUCCGUUCAGCGAAGAAUCGUCAUAUUCGUCAGACAACGAGGAUGCGCGUGUCGUUAUGACAGUAACAUCCUCUCAUAAUAAUAGUGGUGAGACUGAGUCUAGCACCUCAACCAGUAGUCCUGGUAAAGGAGGAAAAGUAGUGAACAAUGUUCCUCCCGGCCGCCAAAAUUCUACAUCAUACUUAAAGCCUGUCGUCAGAGAAAUAUCUUCAGAGUCUGUGUUAUCGGAUGACUAUGCAAUUCCUCCAGACGCUAUCUCAUCAGAUGCCUUUAGUAUUGAUUCUGUGGAACCAAAUUCUGUUAAAAACCUACCUGUCACACAGAGCUACAAGAAGGAACGGACGAAAGAUUCUAUAGAGAAGAGUGGCUACUUAACAAAGUUAGGAGGGAAGUUCAAAACAUGGCGGAAACGUUGGUUUGUGUUGAAGAAUGGCGUCCUUAGCUACUAUAAGACACAGAAUGAUGUUAGCAGGAAACCUCAAGGCCAAAUAAAGUUAAAUGAACUUUGUCGAGUAAAUCGUGCAGAGGGUGCUGCUAAUUUUGAGUUGUGUACAGAUAAACGGACAUACUACAUGACCGCUGAAUCAGCUACAACGAUGGAGGAUUGGAUUAGAGUUUUGCAGAACGUUUUAAGAAGGCACGCCACACGACUCCUGUUGAGCAAAGAAGAAAACAAACCAACGAUAGAAGGAUGGUUAACAAAGGUGAAACAUGGCCAUUCUCGACGUUGCUGGUGUGUUCUAAUUGGCCGAAUGUUUCUGUAUUUCAAAACACCCAAAGAUACUACUCCGAUGGGUCAAAUUAACAUGAGGGAUUCUCGAGUAGAGGAAGUUCUCCACGUGUCCGACAGUGAUGAAGAGGAAGAGACGAUGAGUAGAUCAGAAUUCACCGUCGGUAUAUUCUCUAAUUACCAGGGACCAACCUACCUUUUGAUGACAAACAAGCAAGAAAUGGACGCCUGGCUAUAUCAUCUGACAGUAGUGUCCUCUGGCGAGAAUUUAGCAGGAACUCAAUACGAACAACUCAUAGCAAGGCUGAUGGAAGUUGAUGGAGAUGAAAAUAGUGUAAUUUGGAGGCACCCUUUGUUACUGUUCUCUAAAGAAAACAUAACGCAACCACUGACAACCUUACCGUCCGAACAACUUCAAGCCGAGGGGAUCAAGCUGUUUAAGUCCAUCCAGCUCUUUAUCUCCGUUUCUCUGGACACCUCGGGUAUCGAUUACCACGUGGCUCUUGCCCAGAAUGCCUUGCUACAGUGCCUCACUACCCCUGAGCUACAGAAUGAAUUUUUUUGCCAGCUGAUCAAACAGACGUCUCGCCACGCUUCCCACAAACUCGGAGUUCAACAACUCCUCCUUUGUGCUACUCAGUCACUCUUCCUGUGUGAUAGUUCCUCCACCGAGAGGACCUCACCGACAUCCAUCACCUCACCUGAUCGGCCUCACUCAGCCGAAAAUAAACUGAACCCUGCUCCGUUUGUGUUCGUCCAGGCGUGGCAGCUUUUAGCUUUGGCUAUUCCCCUAUUUGUCCCCAAGAACCGCACCCUCUGGUAUCUUCGUGCACACCUAGAGAGGAACGCUGAAACCUUUACUGAACCUGGAAGGUAUGCAGCGUUCUGCCAAAGAGCACUUGAGAGGGCGCUAUUAAACAGUGGACGAGAAUGCCAGCCAUCCCGAAUGGAAGUACUUAGUAUCUUGCUGAAAAACCCUUUCCACCAUUGCCUACCACAUAGCAUACCAGUUCACUUUCUCAACGGCACGUAUCAGGUGGUUGGUUUUGAUGGAUCUUCCACGGUAGAAGAGUUCAUACAGACCAUCAACGCCGAAUCUGGUAUACGAGAUUGCGUACAGUCAGGAUUUGCUCUUUUUACUGACGAUCCCAUCGACAAAAGCUUGGAGUACUGCCUUCAAAACUCUGCCAAGCUCUGUGAUGUCAUAUCGAAAUGGGAACAGGCUUUACGGGAAGGACAUCUGGGAAAGUUCGAAACAACGAAGAUCGUCAAAUUGACUUACAAAAACCGACUUUGCUUUCGUCAGAUGUUAAAGGCAGAAACUGAUAAAGAGAGGCUACUUACUGCAUACCAUGUGAACGAAGAAAUAGUUCAAGGCAGGUUUCCGUUAUCUCUGAACUUAGCCUUAGAACUUGCAGCUCUAAAGGCACAGAUAGAAUUUGGUGACUUUGAUAGUGAAAAAGUUCGGGGGAGUGGAGCCCCCCAUGGAGACUCUGUCCAUCAAUUGAAACAGGUGGCGGAACGAUUUUUUCCACACAGAUACAAGGAAACUAUGACAGAGAAACAACUACAGGAAACUAUCAAAAACAAGUGGGCGACACUGAAAGGCCGAACUGUGCUGGCCAGCAUAAUGAAAACCAAUGAUCAGUUAACAGUGUGGAUAGCAGUUACUGAAGACAGUCUCGUCCUCCUGGACUACGCAACAAUGCAACCUUUUGAACGGUAUCCUUAUUCCUCUGUAUUGACGUUUGGUGGAUGUAAAGAUGACUUCAUGCUGGUUGUUAGUCAACCAGAAACUGGAAAUAACAAGGAAGGUGGCGCUACAGAACGACUGAUUUUUUCAAUGCCUAAACCAAAGAUUUUAGACAUCACUUUGUUGAUAGCUGACUACAUGAAUGCAAUGGGACGCGCCCCCACUGUUCCACCAUCACCCCAAGCUUCUACCCUAGUUCGACUUGAAAGAAUCAGAGCUAAAAUUAGGGCUACUUCAGCCAGAUCAGCAGCUAGCAGGCCCGAACUUACCCUGUGUGACUCGCCAGAUCUCGUAAAGAUGACCACUGAAGUUCAUACACAACAUAGUGAUGGUAAAAAAUGUUGUGCACCUGAAUCCACGUGAUAAUAGAAGCGACGUUAUAUUUUGGAAAUUAUGGAGACGGUGUGCUUCCUGCUUAAAAUUAGGCCAAACGUUCAAUUCAGUGAGAAAUAAAAUAACGUCAUGCAUUUCUACGGUACGACACUUGUGUGUAGAUCAAAGAAAGUAAACUAUAACUCAAUACGCAUCACCCUAUACUAAAGAAAUGACUUGGUGCAAAGUUUAUAAAUAUAUGAUAAUUCUGAAAGAAUUAGAUACCAUUGUACUCUGAAAUGUGCUUUCUAAAUAAGAGUAGUUUUAACUAUUACUUCAACAGGGUGUUUCGUUUGCAUGUUUCCAUGUGGUAAAUAUGAUAAAAAGAAGACGUUAAAGUGGAUAUACAUAACAUGAGCGUCUCAACCCAUGUCACUACUAUAGCAUGCAGUAACUUCACCGUGUGUGAUUGAGUUAACAUGUUUGUUUGUGUAUUGUAAGAGGUAUCUGUAAGUAACAUAUAAUUGUGUAAAUUUAAUUAAUAAGUGUCAAAAGUCUUUGGGAUAUUUCUGCUAACUUUUCACAUUGUCUUGUCCAAACGUGCACAUUUGCCUCCUAGGUAUGACUACUGAAAUGUCAAGGCCGUUUGUUAACUGACCUUCCUGUUUUGAAAUUGGUCAAACUAUUAAAUUACCUAUUAUAAGGUAAGAAGAAAGAGUUUUAGACUAUAUUUUCAAAUUCGUAUGAGUAGAAAGGUUUUUAUUAUAAUUUUUUCAUUAUUUUAAUGACUUUGGCUUUAGCAUUUCCAGAAAAUUACAAUUUAAUUGAACAAAGCAUAGCCUACGUACAACCUAUUCAUUAAAACUUACUAGGCAUUUGAACUUGAUGAUGAGAACAAGGCAAAUGAUGGAAUUCUCUGUCUCCAGUAAUUACAUAAGCUUAAAUAUAAAUUAUAAUAGAGAUUUUCUAUAUUAAGCUUAAAUUUCAUUGUGUUUAUACUGCAUUUUUAUAAAUUUAGCAUAAAAUUUGAGUUUGUACUUAUACAUAAAAAUUUCCAUUACAUAAAUAAAAAAGGAUUUCUUUUACUUGUUCAAAUUAUCAGAAACAGUACAGUUACAAAAAAAAACAUAUCUAUCAUAAGGCUUUGGUAAAAUCCAGUGUGCAAAAUUUAGCUUUUUACUUCUUUAUUGCUUACUGGAUCUGCAUUUAACAGAAAAUAUAAUUAAUUCAAAAUCAUAUUUUAAUUAUCUAGUAACCAAAGCUUUACAUGGUUUCUGGAGGAUAAUUUGGAUUCAUCACUCUUUCUCAUCCUCUGAAACUGGUGAGAUUAAAAUGUUUGUCCAGUUUUUUCAAGACACCUUGCUUAAAAAUUUUUUGUACGCUAGUCUGAGAAAAAAAGACAGAUUUUGAGAAGUCUGUUAAAUGAUAAGAUAAAUUGAAAACAAGCCAGUUCCAAGUGGUGAUUUGUGAAGUAAGUUUUGUUUUAUGUUAUUUAAAAAUAAUUAAAAGAUAAACUGUUAUUUGAAAGAUUGGGGUCAGAACACAAAUUAAAUAGUAUUAUAUGUUAUUUUGAAACGCGUUUUUUUGGAAUAAUUAACUUGUGUUUGUGAUUUUCUCAAGUAAGCAAUAUUUUGAAAUGAGACUCAGAAGACGGCGUGAAACUUGGUAAAAUAAGUGAUAUAAGACUCCAUUCGUUGAAAUUUGGUAAGAAGCAGUAUUUUUAUGUAUUAAUUUUGUUCUUUAACAUAAUCUUUUUAAAUUCGUUUCUACUGUUGUGUACGUUAUAUUAAUUUAAUAGGAUUUUUAAUGUUGUGUAUAUAAGAUUGCAUACUUUAAUGCAACCUAUUUCAACACGUGUAGAAUGUUGUCUGUUUUACUUGAAAAGUUUAAAAAUGGCCUUUAAAAGAUGGGUGUUUUAUCAAUCUCAGGAUAUAUAUAUAUAUAUAUUAGGGUGGUUAUUUUAAGUUUAAUCACAGUGUCUCUGAAACGAGAUUGGCUAUGCUACGUCUUGAUGAAAAAUUUUGUCUUUCGAUAUGAACACAUAUUUUUCACGAAGUUUGGUGCUUGUUUUUAUAUUACAUAUGUAAAAGCGCUUUUUGCUCUCCAUAGCUUUUUAAUUGUUAUAGAUACAUUUGAAAACUGCGUAACGAUUUACAACUCUCCUGCGCUUAUUGUUUAUUCUAGCGAUAUUUAUGCAGAAGAUAAUGUGAGAAUUUGUAAUAUAUAUAUAUAUAUAUUAUGACAUUUUUAACUAGGUAUUGAACUAACAUAAAUUUUAGAUGCUGUUUUUUAACUUAAAGAAAAUUAAACACAAACAUGCAUUGUUGUCUCUGGAGUCAUUUUAAGUUAAAGAAAAUGAAACACAAACAUACAUUAUUGUUUCUGGAGUUAACUUAAAGAAAAUUAAACUCAAACAUACAUUGUUGUUCCUGGAGCCAUUUUAUGUUAAAGAAAAUUAAACAUAAACAUACA
Limulus polyphemus (Atlantic horseshoe crab) is the source of this 7260-nucleotide messenger RNA. RefSeq lists its product as uncharacterized. Lineage: Eukaryota; Metazoa; Arthropoda; Merostomata; Xiphosura; Limulidae. The record is from RefSeq and is a predicted model, not a curated record. Bases 427 to 4839 code for a protein of 1470 amino acids. The transcript has 29 exons. Gene Ontology annotation, cellular component: cytoskeleton.